AUAGGGUCUUGACGUUGCUGGGCUGGGUGCCCGCUGCUCGGAUCGUCCUCUCAUUGGAGAGAUGGCAAAUCCUGAGGUAGUGAUAAGUAGCUGCAGCUCUCACGAAGAGGAAAAUCGCUGCACUUUCAACCAGCACACUUCUCCAACCGAGCAACUUCUAUUAGAAGACCAGAUGAGGCGAAAACUCAAAUUUUUUUUCAUGAAUCCAUGUGAGAAGUUCUGGGCUCGAGGUAGAAAACCAUGGAAACUUGCUAUCCAAAUCCUAAAAAUUGCCAUGGUGACCAUCCAGCUGGUCCUUUUUGGACUCAGUAACCAGAUGGUGGUAGCUUUCAAGGAAGAAAACACAAUAGCCUUCAAGCACCUCUUCCUGAAAGGAUACAUGGACCGAAUGGAUGACACGUAUGCAGUGUACACACAAAGGGACGUAUAUGAUCAGAUCAUCUUUGCAGUAAACCAGUACUUGCAGCUCCGAAAUGUCUCAGUUGGAAAUCACGAUUAUGAGAACAAGGGUACCAGGCAGUCGGCUAUGGGAAUCUGCCAGCACUUCUAUAAGCAAGGGACCAUCUGUCCUGGAAAUGAUACCUUUGACAUUGAUCCAGAAAUUGAAACAGAAUGUUUCUAUGUGGAGCCUGAUGAACCUUUUCAUAUUGGAACCCUGGAAGAAAAUAAACUCAACUUAACAUUGGACUUCCACAGACUCCUGACAGUGGAGCUCCAGUUUAAACUGAAGGCCAUUAAUCUUCAGACAGUCCGUCAUCAGGAGCUCCCUGACUGUUACGACUUUACUCUGACUAUAACAUUUGACAACAAGGCUCAUAGUGGAAGAAUUAAAAUAAGCUUAGAUAAUGACAUUUCCAUCAGAGAAUGUAAAGACUGGCAUGUAUCUGGAUCAAUUCAGAAGAACACUCACUACAUGAUGAUCUUUGAUGCCUUUGUCAUUCUGACUUGCUUGUCUUCGCUGCUUCUCUGUGUUAGAUCUGUGAUUAGAGGACUUCAGCUUCAGCAGGAAUUUGUCAAUUUUUUCCUCCUCCACUACAAAAAGAAAGUUUCUGUUUCUGAACAAAUGGAAUUUGUCAAUGGAUGGUACAUUAUGAUUAUUAUUAGUGAUAUACUGACAAUCAUUGGGUCAGUUCUGAAAAUGGAAAUCCAAGCUAAGAGUCUCACAAGUUAUGAUAUCUGUAGCAUAUUUCUUGGGACCUCUACCAUGCUGGUGUGGCUUGGCGUCAUCCGGUACCUUGGUUUCUUUGAGAAGUACAAUCUCCUAAUUCUGACCCUUCAGGCAGCUCUGCCCAAUGUCAUCCGGUUCUGCUGCUGUGCUGCCAUGAUUUAUUUAGGCUACUGCUUCUGUGGAUGGAUUGUACUGGGGCCUUACCAUGACAAGUUCCGUUCUCUGAACAGAGUCUCUGAGUGUCUCUUCUCUCUAAUCAAUGGAGAUGAUAUGUUUGCAACAUUUGCAAAAAUGCAGCAGAAGAGUUACUUGGUCUGGCUGUUUAGUAGAAUUUACCUCUACUCGUUCAUCAGCCUCUUCAUAUACAUGAUAUUAAGCCUUUUCAUUGCACUGAUCACUGACACUUAUGAAACCAUUAAGCACUAUCAACAAAACGGCUUCCCAGAGACUGAACUUCGAAAGUUUAUUUCAGAGUGCAAAGAUCUGCCCAAUUCUGGAAAAUACAGAUUAGAAGAUGACUCUCCAGUAUCUCUAUUCUGCUGUUGUAAAAAGUAGAUGUCAGAUGUAUCUAUGCCCUAGAGAAAAAGGUAAUGGGUUGCUAAGUUGGGAAAUCACAUGGAUAUUUUGAGAUCAAGCAUAGGAUGACUUAAUACCACUAUUUUGAGGUACUGAAUAGCUAUAAUUCACCAAGAACUGUUUAUAUAUUUAAUGUCUAUACUUCUUCUAUUGGGUUUGCUUACUUUUAAAAAUUAUUUUUAAUGAAGGAAGCUAUUGGAUUACUGUUGUUUCUUGCAGCCAUUUAAACAUUUCCUUUUUUUGAGGUAUUGAGUCUUUAGCUUUUGUACUAGAUAAGUGCUUUACCUCUUGAGCUACAGCUCUAUUUUUUUGUUUGUUUAUUUUGUUUUGCUUUUAGUCUUUUAGUGCUUUUCAGUUUGGGCGUUCCCACACCCCCAGCUGGUCCCUGAGCCCAAUCUUCCUACCUUUGUGACUCUGAGUAGCUGUGAUUAUAAGUGUGUACCAACAUACUAGCUUAUCGUAGCUUUUGAAUAUGUUCUCUGUCCCUCUUUACUCAACUGUGUGGAUAAAAUAACUGUGGAUAAAAUAAUCUCUUGUCUUCAGGGAUUUUGGACAACUUAGUGUCUAUUUCUGAGAGAUUGGUUACAGCUACUGUAUAUCUAUCCACUAAUUACCACAUUUAAAAAUCUUCUCUUAAAGGACAGAGUGAGAAAGAAACAACUAUCACAGGCUAAUGGUAUAAUAGUUGGCUCUGAAGAACAUUUUUAUUUGAUUUUGCUUUUAGUUUUAGAAAGAACAAAAUAUUUUAAAGUAUACAUGCAUUUGUACAUAUACUUUCAACCUAGAUAUAAGAUUGAAAGUGUGUGAAUAUGUAAAUAAAAUUAAGAUGAAUAUAUAUUCAACAAAUAUAUAUUCAAUUAAAUAAUGACUAUUUUCUUAGUAGUCAGUGGUCUUGUGACAACUUCUGAUACCUUUCCUGAAUAUAUUCAUUCUCCCAGAAAGUGAUUUGGAAUCAGGAGUUGUGGUUUUAUAGAGUCAGGUUCUAUAACUCAUGCAAAAAUUAUUUUGGACAAUAAUUAUGCUCCAGAUUUAAAAACAACCAAGAGAUGUGUGCCUUAAGAUGUUCUCUACCACUUGGGGACCAGUGAUUGAUAAUUGCUAGGAUUGAUUUUAUUAAUUUUGUGUUUGUUUAUUUAAAUAGAAAUGAAUUUAGUGAUAUAUAGCUGUGUAAUAAAGGUUUUCUCAAAGUAA
This is a messenger RNA of Dipodomys ordii (Ord's kangaroo rat), 2935 nucleotides long. It is a transcript of the gene Mcoln3, whose product is annotated as mucolipin 3. Gene Ontology annotation, molecular function: NAADP-sensitive calcium-release channel activity. The record is from RefSeq and is a predicted model, not a curated record. Bases 62 to 1723 code for a protein of 553 amino acids. Gene Ontology annotation, cellular component: plasma membrane; lysosomal membrane. The transcript has 13 exons. Lineage: Eukaryota; Metazoa; Chordata; Mammalia; Rodentia; Heteromyidae.